CAGAGCCAAGUUACAUUUGGGACGGAGGGAUUUCUAAGCGGUAAGAGAAGAAAGUCGAGAACUUGAAAAAAAUGGCAUCGGCAAAAAGUUCGAAUGUUUCCGUCGAACCUUUCGAUGGACGUGGCGAUUUUACUCUGUGGCAACAACGAGUUAAAAGUGUUCUUACUCGGGAAGGGACAAUCAAAGCUCUGAAGGUGAAGGUUCAGAGGACAGAAAAAAUGACGGAUGCUGAGUGGGCCAAACCUCGGAAGAACGACAAACCGGAAAAAUUGUCGGAAGAAGAGUGGGAGGAUUUGAAGGACAUGGAAACAAGUACAAUAUGCCUAUGCCUUGCAAAUAAUACUCUUCGGGAGGUUCUUGGUUUGACGGACCCGGUGGAUAUUUGGGACAAGCUGGAGAGCCGGUACAAGUCGAAAUCGUUGACAAGUAGGCUAUACUUGAAGAAACGAUUGUUUGGUCUCCAAAUGGUGGAGGAAGCUAACUUUAAUGGACACUUGGAUGAAUUCAACAAGAUUACAACAGAGUUGGAAUCCAUUGAUGUGAAGAUUGAAGAGGAGGACAAGGCGCUGCUUUUGUUGGCUUCAUUGCCUUCAUCUUUUGACAACAUCGUGACCACGCUUUUGUUUGGAAAAGAAACCUUAAAAUUUGAUGAAGGGAUGGAUUUUGUGGUUUCGGAAGCUAGAGAAUAUGGGGUUCGCUUGAUAUUGAGCUUUGUGAACAACUGGAAUGACUUUGGAGGCAAAGCACAAUAUGUACAAUGGGCUAGGGAUGCUGGAGCACCGGUUUAUAGUGAUGAUGAUUUCUUCACUCAUCCAGUCCCCAUUGAAUAUUACAAGAACCAUAUCCAGAAAAUUAUAACAAGAAUAAACACGGUCACGGGAAUAGCUUACAAGGAUGAUUCAACCAUCAUGGCAUGGGAACUCAUGAAUGAACCUCGUUGCCAGGAAGACUAUUCUGGAAAGACUCUAAACGGUUGGGUUCAAGAAAUAGCGAGUCAUCUCUCUCUGUGGCUGAUGUUCCUCUUCCCCAUCGCCGCCGGCACCCUCAAGAAUUCACCAAAAAUGGUGGGUCGCGAUCCUACCAUGCCCUCCUUCAAGCUUUUAAGCGAUAGCGAAGAUGAAAGGGCAUCUCCCCAGCCACCUCCUAAAUCUAAAAAAUCACUGAUACCUCCUUACGACUUUGGUGAUAGCGCAUCUGGCACGGAUGAUACAGAUCCGACGUGGUGGUAUCGGAAAAUAUAUUUGGGGGGUGACAUUUUUCCGUCUGAGGAUGAAGGAGGCAGUGUCGAAUCUGAUGGGGAAGAUGGGGAAUCAGUAACUUCUGCCCAGAUCUUGGAGAUGUCUGAUACAGAAAUAAUUUUAUCUGAGCCCUAUGGGGAUGAGGCUAAAGCACUGCGUUACAGACAGAGGUUGGGGGGUAAAUUGGGGAAGUCAAAGCAAAAAAUUGGUCCCCUUAUUUUGCUAAAAAGUCAAAAUGGGGUUUCUGGAGAAACAGACGAGGCCCAAAUGGAAUUCAUGGACCAAUGGAUGACGAGUCAUUUGGAAGACGCAAAGACCAUACUGAAGAAGCCAUUGGUGCUAGCCGAGUUUGGAAAAUCAAGUCGAGACAGCGGCUUCAGCAUCAAAGUGCGAGACUCUAUAUAUCCUCAGUAAGAUUUACUACUAUAAAGAGACGAACGAUCUAUAUAGCAAAGGGUGGGGGAACCAUGGCAUCGGAUAUGGAUUAUUCAUGGGACGAUGGCUAUUCCAUCAUCUUGCCCCAAAAUCCUUCAACCGCCGGCAUAUAUAAUUUCUAGCCAAUCCCAAGCUAUGAAGGAUUUAGCCCUUGAUUUGGGUGAUGGUGAUUGUUAUUCAAUAUGGGAAUCAUCAUCUUAUUACGUAGAAAAAUUGGUUGGAUUUAAUUAUUCUGGAAAAUUCAGGUCAAAUAUUCUUAAACUGUAUGACCUAAUAAAACUUACAUAAAUAA
This is a messenger RNA of Cuscuta campestris, 1965 nucleotides long. NCBI's taxonomy places the organism in Eukaryota, Viridiplantae, Streptophyta, Magnoliopsida, Solanales, Convolvulaceae. The record is from the annotation of a GenBank genome assembly.